This is a messenger RNA of Aspergillus steynii IBT 23096, 942 nucleotides long. RefSeq lists its product as uncharacterized. The transcript has 4 exons. The record is from RefSeq and is a predicted model, not a curated record. NCBI's taxonomy places the organism in Eukaryota, Fungi, Ascomycota, Eurotiomycetes, Eurotiales, Aspergillaceae. The coding region runs from base 1 to 942 and encodes 313 amino acids. Gene Ontology annotation, molecular function: metallopeptidase activity.
AUGGUUCGUCUUAACUGGGGCGCUGCCCUUUGCAUUGUUCCCUCUCUGGCUUCCUCAGUAGCCGGAAGCGUGAUUCCUGAUCAUGGAGAAUUUAACACCCUCUCACGUCGCGCAAUGCCGCAAUUCAACGGCUUCGAAAGCAAACCCGAAAGAAAAGAGCGCAUCGUGCAAUCCCUCAAAGACAUGGUAACAAUGGUAACAAAGGUGAUGGACGCGCUGUAUAGUGAAGAAGCAGCCGAUAAGAAAAUUGUCAAUGCCGUCCUUGGCCAGUAUUUCACCGAGGACCAACAGGGAACGGCCUUGGAAGUGAUCAAGGCCCUAGUUGAGCCUGCUCACAUUGACGGGACCACUGGCUCAGACGUCAUGCAAAUGGUCCAGUUCAACGCGGAGGACUUCGACAAAGCAUGCAUGCCUGGCAAGGAUCAAAAGGUGUGGUCGAACAAAAUCGCAUGGGGAUAUACGAAGCCCCGCACCUCUCCCAGUGAAAUCCAUUUUUGCGACUCCAAGCGGCGGGAUGCUUACAAGUAUCCUGACUUGGAUUCGAUGACUUGCUUGGAUGUAGGGAGUCAGGUGUCGUGGAAGAUGCUGCCUCUGGCAUAUGUCACUAUUCAUGAGUUGACUCACGCAAUCGACAUCAGCGGACCCAUUCUCGAGCCACUCUGUCUCGGAGAAUAUACCAAAGACCCUGCCUAUGGUCCUGAAUUGACUCGGGAGCUCCGCAAGAACCCCGACAACGAGAAAUACAAGGCUCUGUUUGAUAAAAUGAGUCCUCUCCAGAACGCCGACAGCUACGCCUGGUUUGUCACGGAAGCAUACUGGGCUCUCACUUGUGGACGUACUUUCGGUGCUCCUACUAGCAACCGAAAUUACUAUGAUGGAGUUUGCAAGGACAGCGCCCUGAACAAGGCGAUGUGUUUUGCUUCGUCUAUGAAUAUCUCCUAA